Molecule: messenger RNA, 1679 nt
Organism: Salmo salar (Atlantic salmon)
Lineage: Eukaryota; Metazoa; Chordata; Actinopteri; Salmoniformes; Salmonidae
Source: RefSeq, a predicted model, not a curated record
ACUUCAUAUCUACUACCUUUUUUGGACCCCAUGUCAAGGGAUUAGAUUGUUAAUUCACCCAAAGGUGAGUGAAGACAAAUCUGCUGUGUCGCAUGGUUCGGAUAAUGGUUACAAGAUGUUCUUUUCCGUGAGGUAAUGGCCCAGAAAGCUGGAAUGUUUGCUUCCUGUGUUUCUUGGCGAAACUGAAUGCCGUGUGUACGUUGCUCAUAAUCUUCUAUGACCCUGGUGAUUACAUUAGCACUUAACUUCUUAUGGAGGGUGGCAGUAUUGAGUAGCUUGGAUGACUGACGUGCCCAGAGUAAACUGCCUGCUACUCAUAUUAGUAGAUUUGGAUAGAAAACACUCUGAAGUUUCUAAAACUGUUUGAAUGAUGUCUGUAAGUUUCACAGAACUCAUAUGGCAGGCAAAAACCUGAGAAAAAAUCCAACCAGGAAGUGGUUUGUAGUUUUUCAAGUGAUUGCCUAUCCAAACUACAGUGUCUAUGGGGUAAUUUUGCAAUUCCUACGGCUUCUACUAGAUGUCAACAGUCUUUAGAACCUUGUUUGAGGCUUCUACUGUGAAGUGGGGGAGAAUAAGAGCUCAUUGGGUGAGAGGACUUCCAGCAGGGCAUGAGCCUCAGCCAUGCACACUCAUGUGAGAGGUAGCUCCGUUCCAUUGCAUUUCUGAAGACAAAGGAUUUCUCCGGUUGAAACUUUAUUGCAGAUUUAUGAUAAAACAUCCUAAAGAUUGAUUCAAUACAUCGUUUGACAUGUUUCUAUGAACUGUGAUGGAAUUUUUUGAGUUUUCGUCUUACCUGCGCGUCGUGAAUUUGGAUUUGUGAACUGAAGGCGCGAACAAAAAGGAGGUAUUUAGACAUAAAGGAUGGACUUUAUCGAACAAAACAAACCUUUAUUGUGGAACUGGGAUUCCUGGGAGUGCAUUCUGAUGAAGAUCAUCAAAGAAUCCAUUCAACCACAGUGCUCUACCGCCGCCGCUGCCACCUCUACCGAUACGGCCACCAGCUCUACCACCACCAUCACUAGCUCUACCUCCAACGCCACCAGCUCUAACGCCAAAACCUCUACCUCCACCACAUCUUUCUCAACCACAACCUCCACCCUGAAGCCUGCCCUUGCUCCAAAUCAGUUUAUUGGAGUUGUCCCAGAUGCUCCAGGAGGCGAGGCCGAGGAAGGCAGUCUGUGGCUGUACUGACAGCCUCAAUUUACAAAAGGUUGCUGGAGGAAAAGGCUCGACAGAAACAUCAACAAGAAGAAAAGAGAGAGAGUAAGAAAACAAAGCAGGUUUUUCAAAAAAAGUUUGUCUCAAGGUUGUUGCAACACAACAAGACAAAUCAGCCACCAAAGAAGAGGAUGCAGAGUGCCUUUUCUGUGAGGUGUUUUCAGUCACAGGUGGGGACUGGAUUAGGUGUGAGCAGUGAUAUGCAUAGUGAUACGCAUAGUGAUAAGGUGAUAAGGAGUUGGUGGAUAGCUUCAUUUGUGACCUAUGUACAAAUUAUAAUUGUGCAAUAGCAGAACAAAAGAGAUGCAACGUCAAUGUUACACUGAAUUAGUAAAGUAAUGAGUUAUUGUUAUUAAAUGUUAUAUUCCAAUGUUAUUUAAUGUUUUUAGUUAUAUUCCAUUCCAAUCUUAUAUUCGAAUGAAUAUAUUUAUUUUAUGAAUUAAAAACACCUAUUGAAAAUC